Oppiella nova is the source of this 342-nucleotide messenger RNA. The record is from the annotation of a GenBank genome assembly. Lineage: Eukaryota; Metazoa; Arthropoda; Arachnida; Sarcoptiformes; Oppiidae.
CAAUGUUUUCCCCUGAAAGUGACUGUUUGUCAGAAGUAUAGGAUUCCCUACGCGUAUACAACACUUCCAAACAAAUUCGGACAAACAGAUCAAUCAGAGAUAAAUCAACAACUGAUGGAUUACGAGCCCAUAAUAAGUCGCCAAAAUGCAACUCAACUGGACAUUCAGUACCGACGUGUCGGACUUUAUGUCGUGUAUACUGGCGUUCAUAAGAACCAAUUCUUAAAUAGAUAUGAUGAGAAACGGCUCACGACUGUACAUAAGAGGAAAGGCUGUAUAACGUGUCUGACUGUCUGUAUUCCCAAUUGUAAAUCCCAAACAUACAGAGACUCAGCUGAGAUG